UUCACGACCCACUAGGCAGGCCCUCCGACGACCACCUACGACUUCGGACGCCUUCGCCCCAGAAUUCUCCAGCUCUCAAGAUGGCCCAGGACCAGAGGCCGCCCCUCCCGUCUCUCUCUUCCCAGACCUCCUUCGCGGAGUCGCUCAAUGACCCGUUUUCCGACCGCCAGCGCGCGAUCAACUUUGCCGAGCCUCAACUUCCCAAUCCGAGCCUCACAUCUCUCCCCAAUGAAUUUGGGAAGCUCGGCGAGUACGAUGAGGAGGAGUCCGAGAAGCUCCCUUUGACCUCUGGAGAUACGGGCUACCCACCUUUCGACCCUAACUCGUAUGGCGAUCCAUAUGGCGGCAGUCGCCCCAUUUCAGUUGCUUCGUCCUCGUCUGCGGGUGUCGAGUCGCAAUGGAGGCGCCGUCAGACGAUCAAGCGCGGUGUUACCCGCAAAGUCAAGCUAACGAAGGGUAACUUCAUCACCGAAUACCCCGUGCCCUCUCCCGUGUUCAGCGCCAUCGAGCCCAAAUGGCAGCAGAGUAACACGACGGAAUUCUCCCACAUGCGGUACACCGCUGCUACGUGCGAUCCCGAUGACUUCAACAUGGCCAAUGGGUACAGCUUACGGACGAAGAUGUACAACCGUCAAACCGAGCUUCUGAUCGCGGUCACCUCCUACAACGAAGACAAGACCUUGUAUGCGCGGACACUCCAUGGUGUCAUGCUGAACAUCCGCGACAUCUGCAAGACCAAGCAGUCUAAGUACUGGCGCCGCACUGCUGAGGAGGGCGUUCCUGGGUGGCAGAAGAUCACUGUUGCCCUCAUCGUGGAUGGUCUGGAACCAAUGGACAAGACUGUCUUGGACAUCCUCGCGACAGUCGGUGUCUACCAGGAUGGUGUCAUGAAGAAGCAAGUAGAUGGCAAGGACACGGUCGCCCACAUCUUCGAGUACACGACCCAGCUUUCCGUCGACGCAACACCUCAGCUCGUGGUGCCCCAUGGUGAAGACCCCAACAACCUGGUGCCUGUCCAGAUUAUCCUGGUCAUCAAGGCGAAGAAUCAGAAAAAGAUUAACUCUCACCGAUGGUUGUUCAACGCCAUCGGCCACAUGCUGGAACCGGAAAUAUGCGUCCUUAUCGAUGCAGGUACCAAGCCGGCACGCAAGUCCAUCUACUACCUCUGGGAGGCCUUUUACAACGACCCGCACCUCGGCGGAUGCUGUGGUGAGAUCCACGCCAUGAUUGAGGGUGGUCGCAAGCUCCUCAAUCCCCUUGUCGCUGCGCAAAACUUCGAGUACAAGAUGUCAAACAUCCUCGACAAGCCGCUCGAGAGUAGCUUCGGAUACGUGUCCGUGCUGCCCGGUGCGUUCUCAGCGUAUCGCUACCGCGCCAUCCUUGGUCGCCCGCUCGAGCAGUAUUUCCACGGAGAUCACUCGCUCGCGGACCGUUUGGGUCCCAAGGGUAUCUACGGCAUGAACAUCUUCACGAAGAACAUGUUCUUGGCCGAAGAUCGUAUUCUCUGUUUCGAGCUCGUCGCUAAGGCGAACGACCGCUGGACAUUGACAUACGUCAAGCCGAGUAAGGCUGAGACCGAUGUGCCCGAGUCCGCUGCUGAGCUUAUUGGCCAACGUCGUCGUUGGCUGAACGGUUCGUUCGCGGCGUCAGUGUACGCCGUCAUCAACUUUUUCAACCUCUACCGCUCGGGUCAUGGCAUCAUUCGAAUGUUCUUCUUCCAUAUCCAAGCAUUGUACAACGUCUUCACAUUGAUAUUCUCGUGGUUCGCUCUCGCAAACAUUUGGCUCACAUUCAGCAUCAUCAUCGACCUUCUACCGGGUCAGGGAAUCAACAUUUUUGUCACGGAAACUGCUACUUACUAUGUGAAUUUCGCGCUCAAAAUGAUAUACCUCGCUUUCCUGGCACUCCAAUUCAUCCUUGCGUUGGGUAACAGACCAAAGGGAGAACGCAUGACCUACAAUAUCACUUUCUGGGUGUACGGUGUCUUGUCGUUGUAUCUCUUGGUCUGCUCGUUCUGGUUGACUAUAGUCGCCUUCAAGACCAUCCCCAAGCAGCUGGCAGGCCUCUCCACCGCAAAGCUGGUCGCGAAGUUCUUCGAACCUCCACUUGGAGCUUUGAUUGCUGCUCUACUUUCGACAUUCGGUAUCUGGCUGAUAGCGUGUCUGCUCUACCGUGACCCUUGGCAUUUGUUAUCCUCAAUGCCCCAGUACCUCUUGUUAGCGCCCAGCUUCACCAAUAUCCUCAACGUGUACGCGUUCUGCAACUUGCACGAUGUCUCUUGGGGCACCAAGGGCUCGGACAAGGCCGAGGCGCUCCCGUCUGUCUCGUCCAAGAAGACGAAGGACGCCGACGUCGUCGUCGAAGACACGGCCCGCAACAAGGAGGACCUCGACGCGACGUUCAAGGAGACUGUCACCCGUGCGCUCACCAAGGUCGAGACCAAGGAGGUAGUUGAGAAGCCAACGAUGGACGACGAGAACAAGACGUUCCGUACCCGCCUCGUCGGUUUCUGGAUGCUGUCAAACGCUGCGCUCGCCGUCGCCAUCGAGAGCCUGGACGGCAUCAGCACGGGCAGCGAGCAGGUGGACCAGGCGAAGCUCCAGCACAAGCAGAACACCUACUUCGCCUUCAUCCUCUACUCCACCUUUGGUCUGUCGCUCGUCAAGUUCUGCGGAUGCCUCUACUACUGGUUCAGGAGGAACCUCUUCCGCUGCUGCCGCAGGAACUAAGCCGCAGAUCUCAUUUUCGUCUGACGUUCGUGGCUCGCUGUCGUAGACGGACUUGAAAGUUGCUGUCUUUGCUGGGUCGUUCUCCUAGUUGUCGUUGUCUCAUCCGUAACCCCCAUCCCAUACCUGGAAUCGCCGUGGACACUUUCUCGUGCUGUAGGCCCGUCCGACGUAGUUUCUCUCGCCACUCCCUCAUACAACAAACCGUCAUAUGAUAAUGCCCGACCCCUUACGCUUUCGUUUAACGUUUCCUCGGUCGUAGUGUACAUUUCCCAGGGACGUUCGCU
Molecule: messenger RNA, 3013 nt
Organism: Dichomitus squalens LYAD-421 SS1
Lineage: Eukaryota; Fungi; Basidiomycota; Agaricomycetes; Polyporales; Polyporaceae
Product: glycosyltransferase family 2 protein
Exons: 12
Coding region: 81-2729 (882 amino acids)
Cellular component (GO): cell septum; cell periphery
Molecular function (GO): chitin synthase activity
Source: RefSeq, a predicted model, not a curated record